AGGAGUCAUGGCUGGGCGAGGAGCCCCCCUCGUGACAGCGAGGGAGGCAGGGAGGUAAAGAGUGGGACUCACAGGAGACCCGGGGAUCCUGAGACUCUGAGAGACACCGUCAUGGACCCAAGCAUUCACGCUCUGGAGCUGUUGGGGGUCUUCUUCUCGGCGGGGGCCUGGCUCUGCUCGCUGGCCACCACCCUGAUGUCCACCUGGCUCACGCUGUCCACCGAGCUGCUCCCCACCGAGAGCUACAAGCUGGGGCUGUGGGAGACCUGCGUGCUGCAGGACCUCGGGGUGCUGGAGUGCCGGCCCUACAACAGCCUCCUGGGCCUGCCGUCGGACAUCAAACUGGCCCGGAUCCUCAUGUGCGUGACGGUGGCCGCCGGGCUGCUCGGGCUCCUGCUGACCAUCCCCGGCAUGCACGUGGUCAACAGCUGCCACGGCCAGCUGGAGGACCUCAAGUGCAAGAGGGCGUUGAAGAUGGCAGGGGGGGCGCUGUGCCUGGUGUCCGGGAUCCUGGGACUCAUCCCGGUCUCGUACAUCGCCCACCUCACGGUCACGCGGUUCUUCGAUGAGUCGGUGCCGGAGGUGGUGCCGCGCUGGGAGUUCGGGGACGCUCUGUUCUGCGGCUGGACGGCGGGGUUUCUUCACCUGGUGGCGGGAACUCUGCUGCUGACUUCCUGUUUGUGUCUGCAGAAGGAAAACUGUACCACACCUGUCCCCAUCCCUGGGGUGAGGGUGCAGCCUGGACUGCCCGCCAUCAGAACCAGAUCUGAGUACGUCUGACUACUGCUACUGAAACCGCUUCCCAUCAGGGACGACACAAGUCUGUUUCCACAUCUACUCUUCUCCAAAUUCAUUGAAUUAUGUCAAAUGACUCCAACAUGGUGGUUUUUGGUGCUCCAAAAUCCAAAAAUAACAAAGACAACCGCAAUAAAAUGGCUUCUUUUCUCAGUGUAGUUCUGAAUCACAGAGUUUUAGAUGUUUAAAAUGGGAGGACGAAUGUCCAAAGCUCUGUGAUUCAGAACUACACUGAGAAAAGAAGCCAUUUUAUUAUGUUUUUUCCUGUCUGGGUCGGAGAUUACAACCUCGUGCUCUGCAGCCAAACUUUGUGACUUAAAGUUUUGUGGGUCUGAACAAACGAAAUGUGUCUGAAAUGAUGCUUCAGCACAAAAAACAUUCAGGUUCCAGGAGUCCAGAAGUUACGCCUGGGAAGAGAACAACACUGAUAAAACACGUAAUGCUUUGUUUCGUCACUGAAGUCACGAUUUCACAGAACAAAUGUGUCCAGUUCUGGUUUCUUAUCUCCAAGUUUAUUAUUACAUCCUUUACUCUGUUCCAGCUCUUCCCUGAAGCUCCGUGUGAAAUAUUCAAAUCCAACACUCGACGUCCAAAAUUCAGCCCGACGCAGUUUAGCAUCUUCUUUAAAAUAAAGUUUGUUUUGUGUUUUGAUCAGUUUGGCUGCACAGCUCGAGUUUCUAACGGCCGACACACUCAAGACUUCUGAUCUGACGUCUAAAAAGCGACGGUUUUAAAGACUCUGUGAUUAACAGCUACUUAUUCCUGUAGAUGCAACUUUUGGACUUUGAAAAAAGUUUUAUAAAAAUAAUACAAAAAACUGGAUUUGUUUACGUAUAAUUUUAAACACAUUUCCCCCAAAUUCAGCCUGACAGUUUAAUUCUCAAAGAUACUAAAGUUUUUUUUGUGUUUGAACAGAGUUUGGCUGCACAGCUCGAGUUUUUAAACCUCAAAACGUUGGAAUUCUUUCACACAAGUUUAAUCUUAUUGACCUUAUUUGAGCCCAUAAAUAUAUUUAAAUCCCUAAAGUGUCAUUUCCUCCUCAGUUUCAAUCAUUCUGAUGUUUUGUUGUGUAUUUUUCACUCGAGAAAAUCCCCUUUUUACGGAGCCAAAGAGACAAAACGUGCUGCUGUUUCCUGUUUUAUCUGUCCUGUUUGUGCAAUAACUGUCUGCAUCUGAACUCAGUGACAGUCACAGUUUGCUGCCUUUGUUCUGCGUGCUGAGGCUCCCACAGCCUCAAAGUACUGAUUAUAAAUUAUGGAAAAGGCUCAGUUAUCGACAUUAUUCACUCACAGUCAUCAACAGGUUGGAAAAAUGGUUCCUGAGUUUAAUUUGGAGGAAAAAACUGUACUUUAUCGUCAGGAAAACUGCAGUUAGAGACUAAAUGUGCACGUGUGUGUAUUUUUAUUUGUUGUGGUUUGAUGUUUGAAAGAGAAAAAGAAGCCGCUGAUGUGUUUUGUUUAAAAUCACUUCAUGUUCAAUCAGAUGCAGAUGAAUGAUUGUUAUGAUUAUUACGCUUUGAAUCAAGUUAUAGUUCUGAAUAUCAUCAGCAGGUGAUUGUAAAGACGAGCAGCAUGUAAAUAAAGAUGCUACGGAAUAAAAAUGUCUGAUGAAACUGAA
Molecule: messenger RNA, 2412 nt
Organism: Siniperca chuatsi (mandarin fish)
Lineage: Eukaryota; Metazoa; Chordata; Actinopteri; Centrarchiformes; Sinipercidae
Product: putative claudin-24
Exons: 1
Coding region: 112-780 (222 amino acids)
Biological process (GO): cell adhesion; bicellular tight junction assembly
Cellular component (GO): plasma membrane; bicellular tight junction
Molecular function (GO): structural molecule activity
Source: RefSeq, a predicted model, not a curated record